Messenger RNA from Gadus macrocephalus (Pacific cod), 2514 nucleotides. RefSeq names its product regulator of microtubule dynamics 3 (gene rmdn3). Bases 563 to 1999 code for a protein of 478 amino acids. Lineage: Eukaryota; Metazoa; Chordata; Actinopteri; Gadiformes; Gadidae. Gene Ontology annotation, molecular function: microtubule binding. The record is from RefSeq and is a predicted model, not a curated record. Gene Ontology annotation, cellular component: mitotic spindle pole; spindle microtubule; cytoplasm. The transcript is spliced from 12 exons.
CCGGAAGUGCACCUUCUUCUUCCGCCUGCCGGACGACAGGACGAGAUACGUAAAUAAACGAACGCAUGUUUCCGAAAUACGGCAAUAUCGUUCUUAAAUUGUUCAAGCGAUGCCGCGACUCAUAUCGAGAUAUGUAUAACUAUAAGGAGGUUGAAUCAAUUAUAUUAUGAUUAUACAUCGUUAGAUGAAUUUAGAUACUAGAUAAAGCGAACGUCAGAUGACUUUUGAUCAGAUACUACUUGAUACUAUUAGAUACCACUAACGUGAAUGUUAGAUAAUAGUAUAGAGCUAGAUUACUUUAGAUAAGAUACUACUAAAUAAUACGAGGUACCAUUCAUUUACGUUCCAUCUCCAGCGAUGCCUUCUGCUCCAGUGGUUCAGUAGGGACAUGUUGUGACGAAAGGUCAUCAGGUUGGGGUUAAGGGGUCAAAGAUCGUCAGCAUCAGAGGAGACAGGAGUCACAUCUGUAUUCCGGGUGGUGGGGACCAGUCUACGUUAGAUGGACGCUGCCGGUCGCGUUUUGGUCGUCGUUGUUUAAGAAGCGCGCUUCCCGUCCUGUGAGAUGCUCGUCCUGCUGGGAAGGAAGGGUCUGGUGGGACUGGCGGUGGGAGCCACCGCGGGCCUGGGACUCAUCGCGUUGAUCAUCUACCAGGAGGUGAGGAGGAGGAGGAGCAGGUGCCAGCAGGAGGUGCUGCAGAACGCGCCCCCUCCUCCCCAACUGGUGCUCAGCUCGGUCCACCUGGAUGCCGAAGAGGCGGAGGCCCAGCAGCAGGCCCUGGCGGCGGUGGAGGAGGCUGUGCGCCUCCUUCCCCCCGCCCAGCAGGGAGAGCUGCGGGCCCAGCUGGACCAGGUGCUGAGCUGCGUGUCGUCCCUCCGCUCCGAGGUGGCAGAGCUCCGGGGGGGGCUGCACGCCAUCGCCCUGCAGAUCAUCCAGGACGUCAAGAGGGGCGUGGAGGACAGCCAGCGCGCCCGCCGCCGCCGCCCCCUCAGGGAGCGCAGCGACUCCCAGAGCUCCAGCUCCGUGUACUUCACCGCCAGCCAGGGCGCCGCCAGCACGCAGGGCGUGGCCAGCGAGGCGGGGUACUCUACAGCGUACGCGGACUCGGACUACACGGACCGAGAGACGGACCGCGAGGAGGGGGAGGGGGGGGGGGAGGGGGAGGAGUCUGAGGAGGAGGAGGACCAGAGCUGUGCCACGGUGCUGACGCUGCGGCAGGAGGAGUCCCAGGAGGACUCCCCCGAGGAGGAGGAGCAGGAGGAGCAGGAGGAGCCGGUGAAGGAGGUGCUGAGCGGGGAGCUGGCUCUGCUCCUGGCCCAGAGCGACGUGCUGCAGACCGGAGACGCCCGGCUCAGAGCGGACGGGCUGGGGCUGCUGCAGGCGCACAGGACUCAGUACGGCGACAGCAGGGACUUCCUGUGGCGGCUGGCGCGGGCGUACAGCGCCGUGCACGCCGCCACCCACGACCCGGAGCAGCGGAGCACCAUCGCACAGCAGGGUCGUGACGAGGCAGAGAGUGUCCUGAGGAAGAAUGAUCUGGAUGCAGAUUGUCACAUUAGGUUUGCGGUCCUGGCCGGCCUGACGUCGCAGACAGACAGCAUGCACAGCAAACUGAAGAGCCAACGCAUCCUCAAGGAACAUCUGGACCGCGCCCUGGCCCUGAGAGACGACCUCCCACUGGCCUUCUACCUGCUGGGGAGCUGGUCCUACCAGGUGGCGACGCUGGGCUGGCUGGAGAGGAAGGCGGCGGCGGCGCUCUACGACCAGCCCCCCAAGGCGUCCCUCCACGACGCCCUGGGCCACUUCAUGAAGGCAGAGCAGCUCAGCCCGGGCUACUCCAAGCUGCUGCGACUGCACAUCGCCAAGUGUCACAAGGAGCUGGGGAACGCGCCGGAGGCCGGGAGGUGGACCCGACUGGCCCUGGAGGCCCCCGCGACGCCUGACGAGGACGAAGAGACUGCAGCACUGCAGGUGGAGCUGUCGGCUGUGACCGACCAAUGAGACUCCACUUGGAACACGCACUGAUUGGCCGGUUGGGCUGUCCGUCAGACCCGACCACGCCCACUCUCAGAACAGGAGCACCACUGUGAAGACCAUGAAGUUAUUUAAGGCAGCCUGUAUCCUCAGACCUCUAACCCGGUCCGGGAGCCUCUUGACCCUGAUCUUAACGUACGAGAAGACAUUCCCAUGAUUUGAAGUGAAUUUAGUGUGACGUUACUUUCCAGCCAUUAUAAAACAUUCUUAAUUAUGGAAUAAUACUUAAUCUAAUAUUGUAUUUUUGAAUAUUUUGGGUCCACUAUCGUCUUGUCCCCCCCCCGACCGACAGAGCUGAACCCUGGCCUCAAACCCCCGGGUCCACGGGGUCGAGGCGCCCGGCGUCGGGGGCAUCAUGUGAAGGCUGAUUCUAGAUGUUUGACGGUCGUGGGCCGCUGCGUCGGGCUCGGGCUCGUUCUGUUUCGUCUGAGAUUUGGUGUUCAUGUCUUCUUCUCACCUUGAAGUUCAAUUAAAGUGUGAAA